Messenger RNA from Mollisia scopiformis, 1230 nucleotides. RefSeq lists its product as uncharacterized. Lineage: Eukaryota; Fungi; Ascomycota; Leotiomycetes; Helotiales; Mollisiaceae. The transcript has a single exon. Bases 496 to 1014 code for a protein of 172 amino acids. The record is from RefSeq and is a predicted model, not a curated record.
AUCUGAGAGGCCUCAGCUAAUACGAAUCACGCUUCAGUGGCUAUAAUUCUGAUUAUGUUAAUCCGUGGGCUGUCAAAUCUUUUCUCGCGGGUAGCCCAGUUCCAAUAUCCGGGGGCUGGCCGCACCGUACCAAGUCCAACAAACUCCAACAGCAACUCUCCGAUUUCCAAUAAACAGCGGAAACCCUCAAAGCUAGGACUUUUGGCAGCUUCCGCACAUAUGAAGACUCCGCAUUCUACCCACGAUCGGCUUUCGGAAGCGCUACGAGUCCGCUGGAAUUGUGCCGUGUCUGACCUGAUUCCAGACCCUGGUGCAUGUCCACACUUGACAAUGGUCUGAAGUGGCUUGACGAAGAGAUGAAUAUCUUGAGCCCUGAACCUGCAGUUGCUAUACCGUACUCACCAUCUCAAUUGACAAGCAGACAGAAUCAACACAUCUAUCUACUUCCACAGACAUCACUCACUAACUCGAGCAACCGACACACCGACGCCCGCAAUGUCCCGAUUCUGGCCUCAUACUCCCUACGCUGAAGAGCAACCCCUCUCCCAUACCAUCCUCUGGACACACGUCCUCACACGAGCCGUAACAGCUGGAUCAAUAGUCGGCACAGGCGUGGGCAUCUCCACCGUCCUUCUCCGCAACUUCAAUAUCAUCAAGCAGCGAAUCCCUCCUGCCAGUCUAGCCAGCACAAUUGUACGCUCUUCGGGAACAGGCGCAGUCGUGGCUACAGGAUUACUGUGCAUCGCUCUACCGAUACGCAUGCUCGGACGGGAAGAGAUUGAAUGGCAAGACAGGAGUUGGAGGUUGAUCGAGAACAAGGGGCAAGUUGAAUGCGACGACUGGACAUAUCCUGGCAUGACUGCUGGCGCAGUGGCUUUUGCUCUGAGAGGGCAAUGCCUAGGAUGGAUGGGUGCUGUCGGGAGUAUUGGUUUAGGGAGUGUAGGUGGGAUGAUGGGAUAUAUGGGAUGGAGGCAUGGUGUGAAAGGAGGGAAGUUUGAGGAGACUACCGUCUAGAGAACCAAGGUCACAAAAUGGUGCUCCAUUGUACAACAAAACUGACGGCACGGGAGUAAAGAGUGGGCGUUCGGAUCUGGCAGCCAACAGCUUGUAUUAUCAUUGAUAUGCCCUCUGGAUAUAAUAAUCCCACCAUCGCCACUGCCUGCUCAAUGCAAGUGAUCUAGACUUUUCCACCUAAAACGCCAUUCCAUGCUUGAACCACCAGGCGCCAAU